ACGGUUCUGUUAGUGCGGAAGUAUGUCGAGUUUCUCUAAGGCAGCCCAGCAAUGGGCCACUUUUGCUCGAGUGUGGUAUCUCUUAGAUGGGAAAAUGCAGCCCCCUGGCAAACUGGCUGCUGCAGCAUCAGUAAAGCUCCAAGGAUUACACAAGCCUGUGUACCAUCAGCUGAGUGACUGCGGGGAUCAUGUUGUCAUAAUGAACACCAGACACAUUGCAUUUUCUGGAAACAAAUGGGAACAAAAAGUAUAUUCCUCACACACUGGCUAUCCAGGUGGAUUUAGACAAGUAACAGCUGCUCAGCUUCACAAGAAGGAUCCAGUGGCAAUCGUUAGACUGGCUAUUUAUGGUAUGCUGCCCAAAAACCUGCACAGGCGGGUGAUGAUGCAGAGGCUGCACCUCUUCCCAGAGGAGGAUAUUCCAGAAGAUAUUCUUAAAAAUUUAGUGGAGGAACUUCCUCAGCCACGGAGAGUGCCCAAACGGCUGGAUGAGUACACACAAGAAGAGACCGAGGCAUUCCCAUGGGUGUGGUCCCCGUAA
Molecule: messenger RNA, 541 nt
Organism: Orycteropus afer afer
Lineage: Eukaryota; Metazoa; Chordata; Mammalia; Tubulidentata; Orycteropodidae
Gene: MRPL13
Product: mitochondrial ribosomal protein L13
Biological process (GO): negative regulation of translation; translation
Cellular component (GO): ribosome; mitochondrial large ribosomal subunit
Molecular function (GO): mRNA binding; structural constituent of ribosome
Source: RefSeq, a predicted model, not a curated record